UCCCCCUCCCCGCGCGGGCGCACGCUGUCCACGUCCCCACCGCCGUCCCGGUGUUCCAGCUCCAUGGCGCCCCCGGUCCUUCGCCGUCCGCCGCCGCCCCUGGUCCUGCUGCUGCUCUGGGUCACGGGGCAGGCGGCGCCCGUGGCUGGGCUGGGCCUGGACCCCGAGUCCGAGCUGCAGAUCGAGCGGCGCUCCGUGCCCGCCGAGUGCCCGCGCGCCGUGCGCCCAGGCGACUUCGUGCGCUACCACUACGUGGGCACCCUGCGCGACGGUCGCCGCUUCGACGCCAGCUAUGACAGAGACUCCACUUUUAAUGUGUUUGUGGGGAAAGGACAGCUGAUUGCAGGGAUGGACCAGGCCCUGGUCGGGAUGUGUGUAAACGAAAGGCGCUUUGUGACGAUCCCCCCGAAACUUGCCUAUGGGAGUGAAGGAGUUGCUGAUGUGAUUCCUCCGAACUCUGUGCUCCAUUUCGAUGUGCUUCUGGUGGAUAUUUGGAAUUCUGAGGACCAGGUGCAGAUUCAUACUUACUUCAAGCCACCAAGUUGCCCUCGGACUGUCCAGGUGUCUGACUUCGUGAGGUACCACUACAACGGCACCUUCUUGGAUGGCACACUCUUCGAUUCCAGUCACAAUCGCAUGAAAACCUAUGACACCUACGUGGGAAUUGGCUGGCUGAUUCCUGGCAUGGACAAAGGACUGCUGGGGAUGUGUGUGGGAGAGAAGCGCAUCAUCACUGUACCGCCUUUCCUGGCCUAUGGCGAAGAUGGCGAUGGGAAGGACAUCCCUGGGCAGGCUUCGCUGGUAUUUGAUGUGGUGCUGCUGGACCUCCAUAACCCCAAGGACAGCAUUUCCAUUGAGAACCAAGAGGUGCCAGAGAACUGCGUGCGCAGGAGCCAGAGCGGGGACUUCCUCCGGUAUCACUACAAUGGCACUCUGCUGGACGGCACCCUUUUUGACUCCAGCUACUCUCGGAAUCGCACCUUUGACACAUACAUCGGGCAGGGCUACGUGAUUCCCGGCAUGGACGAGGGGCUGCUGGGUGUAUGCAUCGGAGAGAGGCGGAGGAUUGUGGUGCCUCCACACCUGGGGUACGGAGAGGAAGGGAGAGGGAACAUACCGGGCUCGGCUGUGCUGGUGUUUGAUGUGCAUGUGAUCGACUUCCACAACCCCUCGGAUUCUGUCAGUGUCACCUCACACUACAGGCCACCUGACUGCUCGGUGCUGAGCAAGAAGGGUGACUUCCUCAAGUACCACUAUAAUGCGUCACUGCUGGAUGGGACUCUGCUAGACUCCACGUGGAAUUUAGGCAAAACUUACAACAUUGUGUUGGGAUUUGGACAAGUUGUGCUGGGGAUGGACAUGGGUCUCAGAGAGAUGUGUGUGGGCGAGAAGCGGACGGUGAUCAUCCCACCCCACCUGGGCUACGGGGAGGCCGGUGUGGCAGGGGAGGUGCCGGGAAGUGCUGUGCUGGUGUUCGACAUCGAGCUGCUGGAGCUGGUGGCCGGCCUGCCUGAGGGCUAUAUGUUCGUGUGGAAUGGCGAGGUAUCCCCCAAUCUCUUUGAGGAGAUUGACAAGGAUGGCAAUGGCGAUGUCCUGCUGGAAGAGUUCUCAGAGUAUAUCCAUGCCCAGGUGGCAACUGGCAAAGGGAAGCUAGCUCCUGGAUUUGACGCCGAGAUGAUUGUGAAGAAUAUGUUCACCAACCAGGACCGGAAUGGAGACGGGAAGGUUACGGCUGAGGAGUUUAAGCUCAAGGACCAGGAAACCAAGCACGAUGAGCUGUAGUGCACAGCUGAGCUGGCUGGUGCCACAGAGCACAUGCCACCCACCUCUGUCACGCUACAAGGGUACGAGGGUCUCCAGAAGUGAAUGUCAGCGCUAGCAAGCGGGUCUGUGGUGCCUGGUGCACACGUGGGGUGGGUCUGGACCAAAUCUGGGUGGGGCCUUGGCCUGGAGGACUGGAAAGGCUACCUUGCCAACCUUUGUCCGUGUGCCUUCCAGGACUCUGUAAGUAACGGGAAAUGGCAUCAUCUUGGAGGAACAGGAGACCAAGUGUCUGGCAUCUGCCUACAGAGAUUAAAGUGUGUUUUUAUGGUCAGUGUCUUAAACAUGUUCUCCAUGUGGGCAGAAAGGAUGAGGGGCACAUGGGCCCCAGCGUGAUGCCCAACAGUGAGCCUAGGCUCUGCCCUCUCCGCAGCCAGCCCACAGGGCCCCUGCUGUGGCAGUGCUACUCUGGUCUGGAGGCGCUGUGCCACCCAGAGGAUAAGGUGGGGAGCAGGGAGUGGAUCCUGCAGCUGCUGCUCACAUUUCCCUGUGCCCCUCUCACCAUCCUGCCCCCUUCUGCACUCUCUUCCAGACGUGGGCACGUGAGGGCUGGUGGCUGGGCCUUGCUGAGAUGGGCUUGUCCCCAAAGCUGCUGAACAUACAUGGAAGCUCCGUCCUGUCCCUAGUAUAUGCCCCAGGGCAGAUCGGGGGCUGGGGAGCCACCCUGUCAUAAAAGUGAUGACACACACCUGGCACCCUGUCCCUCAUCACACAGUGGUUACUCUGUCCCCAAGGGAAAUCAGCACUUACCCUGAAGUAUUAAAAGUCUUUUCCUUUUCAACUUAUCCAUUAAUUUAAAUUGUUUAUCCUGAUGUCCCGGGGUAGUUUGUGAAAAUGCUAUGCGCCUGUUUCACACAAUAAAUGUCAGAAAUUUGGUC
Molecule: messenger RNA, 2699 nt
Organism: Octodon degus (degu)
Lineage: Eukaryota; Metazoa; Chordata; Mammalia; Rodentia; Octodontidae
Gene: Fkbp9
Product: FK506 binding protein 9
Exons: 10
Coding region: 64-1782 (572 amino acids)
Molecular function (GO): calcium ion binding; peptidyl-prolyl cis-trans isomerase activity
Source: RefSeq, a predicted model, not a curated record